This is a messenger RNA of Ilex paraguariensis (yerba mate), 1033 nucleotides long. Lineage: Eukaryota; Viridiplantae; Streptophyta; Magnoliopsida; Aquifoliales; Aquifoliaceae. The record is from the annotation of a GenBank genome assembly.
AUGGAACGGUUAGUAGAUAUAUUUCCCAGGCAUGUUAGACUGUUUGUUCAGAAUGAUGCUGUGGCAGCUCUUGCCAGUGGGACAAUGGGAAAGCUUCAUGGAUGUGUUUUAAUUGCUGGUACAGGAACCAUUGCUUAUGGAUUUACAGAAGAUGGGAGAAAAGCUCGAGCUGCUGGUGCAGGACCCAUCUUAGGUGAUUGGGGAAGUGGAUAUGGUAUAGCUGCACAGGCAUUGACUGCAGUAAUAAGGGAUCAUGAUGGUCGUGGUCCGCAUACGACGCUUACACGUAGUAUACUACAGGCGCUUAAUCUUUCUUCUCCAGAUGAACUUAUUGGGUGGACCUAUGCAGACCCAUCUUGGGCUCGAAUUGCAGCUCUUGUUCCAGUUGUAGUAUGUUGUGCAGAGGCGGGUGAUGAAGUUGCGACUAACAUCUUGCUAGAUGCAGUUCAAGCGUUAGCUUCAAGUGUUAAAGCUGUUGUUCAAAGACUGGGUUUGAGUGGUGAAGAUGGGCAGUCUUCUUUUCCUCUUGUCCUGGUUGGUGGUGUUCUUGAACCCAAUAAGAGGUGGAAUAUAGGGAAAGAAGUAAUGAAUUGUAUUUCCAACGAGUUUCCAGGGGUUCGUCUAAUUUGGCCAAAGGUGGAACCUGCAAUAGGAGCAGCAUUGCUUGCUUGGAAUUUUUUGAUGAGACAUUGGCGACAGCAAGCCUUUAGAAGUUGACUGUUGAUCAUUCUAAAUGGUUUGUAUAGCAGGAAAGAAAAAGAACAAAAAAAAAAUAAAGAGAAAAUAACAAUGAUUGUUUUUCCAAGUGUGGGGAUAAUUUUCUUAUUUUUUUUUCUUGGUGAGUAUAGUCUAUUUUAGUCUUAUGUUAGUAGACUGAUUUAAGUUGAAAUUGUAAAUGUUCUAUACGGAAAAAAGAAAAAAAAAAGUUUUGAAAAGAGUGAGUGAAAACAGGUGAUUUGUGUUAGAUACCCAUGUUGCUUGUGUUGCAUUUGGCCAUUUUUUGUUUUUAAGUUUCUAUUUGUAAGCAUCUUUG